Molecule: messenger RNA, 3275 nt
Organism: Monodelphis domestica (gray short-tailed opossum)
Lineage: Eukaryota; Metazoa; Chordata; Mammalia; Didelphimorphia; Didelphidae
Gene: GPAT4
Product: glycerol-3-phosphate acyltransferase 4
Biological process (GO): triglyceride biosynthetic process
Cellular component (GO): endoplasmic reticulum
Molecular function (GO): glycerol-3-phosphate O-acyltransferase activity
Source: RefSeq, a predicted model, not a curated record
GUCAAAGUCGCGUAGACAAAGGGCGGGCAGGCGCUUGCGCACUCGCCCGCCACCUCGUCUCCAGCCGGCGGUGGGGGAGGGACUGUGAACGGAGGGAUCCUGAGGACCAAAACCCAGACCCCCUGUGCCACACAGCUGCUCUGGCAGCAUGUGAGCAGCUUUUUACCAGGAACCCAGAGUCACCAAAGGGGCACCUAGAAGGAAGAUUAUUCAGUGAAGCCCAAUGCCAGAAGGAUCUAUAAUUUCAACAUGAGAAGUUUUUUGCCAGUAUCUGUGGCUCACUGGGAAGGACUAGAUCUGUAGGAGGGUCCUGGAAGCAAAGUGCCCCAGGAACCUCUUUUGAGGAAGAAUGGAGCCAGACAUGAACUCAUGAACUCACCCUUGUGAAGACAUUCUUUUAAUCCUGUUUAGGGAUUUUACGUAAAAAAUUAUUAAUUUCCUCAUUUUUAAUGUGAACAUCUUCUAUAUGAAGUGCUCAUAGCCUGCUCUGGAACUAGCUGAAUGUUUUUGGCACAAAGUUGACCAUUUUCUGGUGCCAUUCAAGCAAUGACAUAACAGCUUGGUGUGCAUUACCAAGACAGAUUCAUCUGCCAAGUACAUUUGGAUGAGAGGACUUCCAAAACCAGUCUAAGGACAGCAGAAGCAGAGAUCCCUCUGCUCACUCUCCUGGAACUGAAUCUGGACUCUUGGAUGCUUUUGUCUAAUAUUUGUCCUUUCUUAUUCAUCUCCAAAGUAGAUCUGCCUUGGUGGUCUAGAGUCUUCAGUCUACUGUUUGUGGACCAUUGCUGAUUUCCCUUCCAUACCGGAUGAUGAAAGGAUGUGAAUUUUGGAAUGGAGUUGGUUGAAUUUGGGGAACUUCAUUCCUUUCAUAGACUAUUGCUGUUGGAGAGGACCGUUUGAAAGUUUCAGGGCCUAAAGGGUUUCUCUUUGGGUGAAGGGCAUUGGCCUUGUCUGGAUCCACCAUCAUGUUCCUGCUGCUACCCUUUAAUAGCCUGAUUGUCAACUUGCUUGGCAUUUCUCUGACAGUCCUUUUCACUCUCCUUCUUGUUUUCAUCAUUGUCCCAGCCAUUUUUGGUGUCUCCUUUGGUAUCCGAAAACUCUACAUGAAGACUUUAUUAAAAAUCUUUGCGUGGGCCACUAUAAGAAUGGAGAAAGCCAAGGAGAAAAACUAUCAACUUUACAAGCCGAACACCAAUGGAAUAAUUGCAAAAGAUCCCACUUCACUAGAAGAAGAGAUCAAAGAAAUACGUAAAAGUGGGAGCAGUAAGGCCCUGGAUACUCCAGAGUUUGAGCUUUCUGACAUUUUCUACUUCUGCCGAAAAGGAAUGGAGACCAUUAUGGAUGAUGAAGUAACAAAGAGGUUCUCAGCGGAGGAGUUGGAGUCCUGGAACUUGCUGAGCAGAACCAAUUAUAACUUCCAAUAUAUCAGCCUUCGACUCACUAUCUUGUGGGGGUUGGGGGUGCUGAUUCGCUAUUGCUUCCUUCUGCCACUCAGGAUAGCUCUUGCCGUCACGGGGGUCAGCCUUUUGGUGGUAGGCACAACCAUAUUGGGAUAUUUGCCAGAUGGAAGGUUUAAGGAAUUCACCAGUAAACAUAUACACUUGAUGUGUUAUCGGAUCUGUGUCCGUGCCCUAACGGCUAUCAUUACUUACCACGACAGGGAAAACCGACCCCGGAAUGGUGGCAUCUGUGUAGCUAAUCAUACCUCUCCCAUUGAUGUUAUCAUUCUGGCCAGUGACGGCUACUAUGCCAUGGUGGGCCAGAUUCAUGGGGGACUGAUGGGUGUGAUUCAGAGAGCUAUGGUGAAGGCCUGCCCUCAUGUGUGGUUCGAACGGUCUGAAGUGAAAGAUCGCCAGCUGGUGGCUGAAAGACUGAGUGCGCAUGUACAGGAUAAGAACAAGCUACCUAUCCUCAUUUUCCCAGAAGGAACCUGCAUCAAUAACACAUCAGUGAUGAUGUUCAAGAAAGGCAGUUUUGAAGUUGGAGCCACAGUUUAUCCUGUUGCUAUCAAGUAUGACCCUCAAUUUGGAGAUGCCUUCUGGAACAGCAGCAAAUAUGGGAUGGUGAACUAUCUUCUAAGAAUGAUGACCAGCUGGGCAAUUGUCUGCAGUGUUUGGUAUCUUCCCCCUAUGACCAAGGAGAUAAAUGAAGAUGCAAUCCACUUUGCAAAUCGGGUAAAGGCAGCCAUUGCCAGGCAGGGAGGACUUGUGGACCUGUUAUGGGAUGGAGGCCUAAAGAGGGAAAAAGUGAAGGAUGCUUUCAAAAAGGAGCAACAGAAACUGUACAGCAAGAUAAUUGUUAGGAACGAUGAAGACCGGAGCUGUUACUGAGUCCUCUCCUCAGCCUUGCUGGAGCCACUACUCCCCACACUUGAUCUAUGAGCCAGCUGGAGUCCCUGCUGCCACCACUGCUGCAUCCUCCUAGGCUCUGGAGCUCAUUAGAACUGCUCCUCAAUUCUUGGACUUGAGCUUCUUCAGAGCCACACCUGGAUCCUUCAGACCAUGGUGUCGCUUAGCCCUUUGGAUGCCUGGAGUGAAUGCCACUAGGUUUUGCUGCCCAGGAAGAAAUGCCUUCUUGUUCUUGUUCUGUUACAGUUAAAUCCAUUGGAGGAAUAGCAUUAAAGUGGACUUUAUACCUGUGCACCUUGUACGGAGCUGUGUAUUUAGAAGGAAUUGGCUACAUUCCUUUGUUAGGGAGAAGUCUAUUACCAAUAGUCAUGUGCCAGGGUCACUUUACUGGGUUCUGUCCUGCUCUUCAAAGGAUGACUUGAAACAAAAUAUUGUUUCACCAUUAAAAAAACAAACAAACCAGUUCCUAACCCUUAUAUCUCUGCAGAAAUUCAUAGUAAAGGUAAUGGUGGUCUGCAGGGUUGGCUUUUGUUUUUUUUUGUUUUUUCCUGGCACCCCAAUUAAAUUUUUAGUUUCCUUGAUAAAUUGACAAGAUUUCACCAAAUGAGACUGGAGAGGCAGCAUAGACCAUCAGUCUAUGGUAGGAGGCAGGGAUCAUUUUAAGUUUAUAAACUAGUUCUGAUCCUGGACUCCUCCAUAGUUGUCAACCUGUGCCUCAGUUUCCCCAUAUGUAACUUGGGGGUGAUGAUACCUACCUCACAGGGGUGUUGUGAGGAUUAAAGUGCUAAUGUGAGAUAUAUGACAGAUGCUCAGUGUUAGAAGUCAAGGCCCAUUGACUGGCAGGAUGUGGUCUAAGCUCAGAGCUGCUGCCCAGGGCUUUGGAUUUGUUUUUGUGAGUAAAUAAAAUUGUCUUGGCUGGUGAAUGAA